Molecule: messenger RNA, 1512 nt
Organism: Anolis sagrei ordinatus
Lineage: Eukaryota; Metazoa; Chordata; Lepidosauria; Squamata; Anolidae
Gene: PCMT1
Product: protein-L-isoaspartate (D-aspartate) O-methyltransferase
Biological process (GO): protein modification process
Cellular component (GO): cytoplasm
Molecular function (GO): protein-L-isoaspartate (D-aspartate) O-methyltransferase activity
Source: RefSeq, a predicted model, not a curated record
GCGCGCGCGGGGGGGCGAGGGAACGGCCCUUCCCUCCGGCGGGCGCGCGGCGGUAGCAGCAGCAGCAACAGCGGCGGCGAGGAGGGGAGGGAGGGCGGCGGCGGAGGAGGAGGAGGCGGCGCCUGUCUCGGCGCUGGAGGUUGUGUCCUUCCUGGGCAAGCUCCUGUGCGCAGUCGCGGCGCUGAAGGCGGCUCUCUACCUGCUCCGCAGAAUCUGCCUCGCCAUGGCCUGGAAGUCAGGAGGCGCCAGCCACUCCGAGCUCAUCCACAACCUCCGCAAAAAUGGAAUAAUAAAAUCAGAUAAAGUAUUCGAAGUAAUGCUUGCAACAGACCGUUGCCAUUAUGCAAAAUGUAACCCAUAUAUGGAUUCUCCUCAAUCAAUAGGAUUUCAAGCAACAAUUAGUGCUCCACACAUGCAUGCGUAUGCUCUAGAACUCCUAUAUGAACAGUUACAUGAAGGCGCCAAAGCUCUUGAUGUAGGAUCUGGAAGUGGUAUUCUUACUGCAUGCUUUGCACGAAUGGUCGGUUCCAAAGGAAAAGUUGUAGGAAUUGAUCAUAUCAAAGAACUAGUAGAUGACUCAAUAAAUAAUGUUAGAAAGGAUGAUCCUCUGUUGCUAUCUUCAGGUAGAGUGAAACUGAUUGUGGGAGAUGGAAGGCUGGGCUGUCCAGAUGAAGCACCAUAUGAUGCUAUCCAUGUAGGAGCUGCUGCACCAGUUGUGCCACAAGCGCUUAUAGAUCAGUUAAAGCCUGGUGGAAGGUUAAUAUUACCUGUUGGCCCUGCUGGAGGAAACCAGAUGCUGGAACAGUAUGAUAAGCUAGAAGAUGGCAGUGUCAAAAUGAAGCCUCUGAUGGGAGUGAUAUAUGUGCCUUUAACAGAUAAGGAAAAGCAGUGGUCCAGGUGGAAGUGAUUUUCUAUUUGACUUUCUUCUUCCACACACUUACAUUUACAAGGGAUGAAAUGUAAAAGCUAUGUCAUCUUAUCCAAACAUCGUGUUAACAGUGGACUGCUCAUCUCCAGUUCUUAAAAGUUUUUUCAACACCAACAGCAUUGCAGCUUGUUUUGGACUCUGUUACACUGUUAUCAGCAUGGAAACGUGUGGUGUUUUUAUUUUGUAGAGAUUUAAUGCAAGUUAAUGAACUGAUGGAAAUUUAAAUUUGGGCACUCGUUUCUUUUCACCAUGCCCUUAUUUUCAGCCAUUUAAGGAAAUGAAGGAUGUCUGCAAAAGUGCAGCUAAACCUGCAGUCUGUUUGCUUUUAUUUUGGACUUGGAAACUUUUAUGAACACAUAUUUCUGUUCCAGUGUUCAUUCAUCAAACUGCUUACCUGCACUUUCUGACACUACAUGCACACUAUAAGAUCCUUUGUGUUCAGCUGUCUUCUAGAUGCUACUAAAUGAGAUGAAGUUCGUCAAAGCUGUCAGCGUGGUAUCAUAGACAAGCAUGUAGUUAAUACAAUCAGCUGCUUUCCUCCCUUUACAAAUAAAAACAUGUAUAUACACUUCAAGACAUCAGAA